Molecule: messenger RNA, 2058 nt
Organism: Periconia digitata
Lineage: Eukaryota; Fungi; Ascomycota; Dothideomycetes; Pleosporales; Periconiaceae
Source: the annotation of a GenBank genome assembly
UCUGAAAGGCCGACGUCAUGGGGUCCCACUGCGCCCUUGUUUAUGUUUUUCCCCCCGCCGCCCUCAACCAAACAUUUGAACCUUUCUUCUUCCCGCCACCUGCGCCUCCACCAAACACGACAUACCACAGUAUUCACAACCACAAACGCUACCACCACAUUCUUUACUCCCCGCUAUCCCAUCGGGAUUGCCAUGGAGGCUAUCAAUAUCCGCCAGCUAGCUUGGCUUGUCGAGAGCCCUUUUCCACCUAUAGCCCGCGCGCUACCCGCUGAGGCUCUUCUAUGGCUGGAGAAUAACAGGCUUCAUGGCUAUCGUGGCUACUUAAUAAGCCAGCUCCACGAGCACCUUGACCACGAGAAGCGUUUGCGCCUGUGGGCAAUCCUCAACACCCACGGUUGGCCUACUCACUUACAGUCCUUCCUCUCGGCUAAAUCAAGAAUUGUGCCCGGCACGCCUUGGACCAAUGCAGAUAACCUUGCCCUCGUGAUCGCCCGUGACGCAGGUCUUCCCUUCAACAUUAUUGCCUACAUUUUGUUUGAGGGGCGCUCCGAGUCUGAAUGCGCUUCCCACUACGACGAACUCCUCGCGACGGGCGAAGUGGCUAGGAUCAACGCUAUAUAUGUUCCGAGCCUGAAUCUUCAAGCUGGAACAAUUCCGUUCCCAGAGUACGAUGAUAGUGGCUUCAACGACAAUGAGAAUCAGCCACAAAUCUCUCAGCAUGUUCGCCGAGAUCAAGACAACGGACGAUCUAGAAGCUCUUCAAUGAUGGACAUGGAUUCCCUGGACACCCCCACGCCUAUAGUCGCCGCACCGGUACCUCAAUCUAAGAAGACUCAGGCACGACUUGCUCAGCUCAUUGACGCAACAACUGACAGCGAGCUCUCUUCAGCUCGAAGCUCUUUGAGUGAUGCCGAGUAUCUGCUACCUCUUUCUGGGAACCAUCGUCUGUCAGGGUCCACUGAUAACAACGAUGAUGUUGCUGCGCUCUCAGCGAAGACGCACGGAGCUCCUCAGACUUCUACGGGUCGUCUGCGUGGGGGGGCCCCAGUAUUUAAACGCUGGGACAACGAUGAGAUGGAAAUCCUGAAAGAAGGUGUAGUCAACGGCAUGACACCGCAGGAGUUGCAGGCAGUCUAUUUCCCGUUUCGCCAAGUUCCUGCUAUCCGGAACAAGAUCGCAAAGUCGAGGCGCGAUGGUAUAGACUUGCCCUUUGGUAAAGCUUGGUCAGCUCAAGAUGCGGAAGAUCUUGAUCGACUACGCAAAGAAGGCCGCUCAUGGGGUGAAAUUGCGGCAAUUCGGUUUCCUUCGAAGACUGGCAGACAAUGCAUGGAGUACCACAGAUACGUCGUGUUGAAACAAGCCUCGGAAACCCAGGCUGGGUCCGAUGAUGCCGGGCCAUUAGUUUCUGACAAAACUGAUCAAGACCAAAAUAAAGAGGAAAAGGAAGAAGGGGAGGAGAUCACGGACAUUGAAACUGCGAGGACCAAUGCGCUGAAUCGCCUUUUCCCCGAUGGUUGUUUCGAUGACAAGAUGAAGCUUCGGGAAGCCUUCAACAACUCCAGCUGGCCUUCCUGGCUCAGCUCUCUCGAAGCAUAUCGGGCUGGCCCGCCCCAGCGACAAGUCCUUUGGGUACCAGAGGACGAUCAAGCAAUAAUUUGUGUGCAAAAGCUUGACAGUCGACCCGCCGCGAAGAAGAUUGUUGAGGCCCUCUUUCCAAAUCGCAGUGUACAGGGCGUGAGAAAUCGUCAUGCUACUUUGAAGAAGCGCGAGUGUGUUGCCGGCUCCAGCAACAUGGCAGGGAAUAACUGCAAAGGUCAGGAUGAGUAUCAAGAAGGGAGUGAGUACGAGAAAGAAGAUGUUCACGAGAAAGGGGAUGUCCGUGAGAAAGGAGCUAAUUCAGAUGAAGACGAAAUUUAUGAGGAAGAGGAUGUCGACGAGAAAGGAAAUAAUCCUGAGGUGGACGGUAUGUACGAGGAGGAGGAGGAUUUCCAUGAGCAAGGGCAAAAUUCCGAGGAAGAUGGUAAUUAUGAGGAGGACGAUUUGAGUCUCAUUCCAUAG